Messenger RNA from Entrophospora candida, 2412 nucleotides. The record is from the annotation of a GenBank genome assembly. NCBI's taxonomy places the organism in Eukaryota, Fungi, Glomeromycota, Glomeromycetes, Entrophosporales, Entrophosporaceae.
AUGAAUGAUAUUAGACAACGUAAAACCAAACAGGCUUUAGACGAGCCCGAUCCUCUUUUUAUUUACAACUUUAUUGACGAACCUACCAAAUCAAGAAGAAAUCAAGCUAAUGGUUUAAAGGCGUUUUCCUUGGAUUCAGUAAAUCUGAUCGUUCUAGUAAUCGUUGCAAUGAUAGUGAGAUUAUAUAAAAUUAGUCAACCUACCUCAGUAGUUUUUGAUGAAGUACAUUUUGGUGGCUUUGCAUCGUAUGUUAAUGAAUUCUAUGGAAGAUUUUUUAUGGAUGUACAUCCUCCGUUGGCAAAAUUGUUAAUAACAUUUGCUGGUUUGUUGGGAGGGUUUGAUGGCAGUUUUGAUUUUAAGGAGAUUGGAAAAGAUUACCUUGAGUCUGAAGUUCCAUAUGUUGCAAUGAGAUUGAUGCCAGCAAUAUUAGGAAUUUUUCUCAUUCCUAUUUCUUAUUUGACCAUGAAAUACUCGGGAUUUUCAACAACAUCGGCUUUUUUAGUUGCAUCAUUAUUAAUAUUUGAAAAUGGCUUAGUAACUCAAUGCCGACUUAUUUUAUUGGACUCUCCAUUAGUUACAUUCACUGCCUUUACAGUCUUAAUGUGGAUAAAGUUUCAUAAUGAGCAUAAGAGACCUUUUCAAUUUUGGUGGUGGGUUUGGCUUAUUAUGACAGGCGUUGGUUUGGGCCUUACUUCUAGUGUAAAAUGGGUUGGUCUUUUCACCAUCGCAACUAUUGGUUUUUCAACAAUAAAAGGACUUUGGGAUUUACUAGGAAAUUUGAGAGUGUCACCAACUCAAUGGACCAAACAUUUUAUGGCUAGAGCUUUAGGCUUGAUUAUAGUACCUAUCGCAUUAUACAUGUUCUUUUUUUCAAUACAUUUUCUAAUAUUAUCAAAUAGUGGUGAUGGUGAUGGGUUCAUGAGUACUGAAUUUAGACAAACAUUGAACGGGAAUUAUAGAACAAAAGAUACACCAAUUGAUGUUGCAUAUGACUCUAUGAUUACAAUCAAACAUGUUAAUACAGCAGGAGGAUACUUGCAUUCUCAUAGACAUAAUUAUCCUGAAGGAAGUAAACAACAACAAGUUACUUUAUAUCCUCAUCGUGAUGGUAAUAAUGAUUGGCUUAUACAGAAUAUUACUGAACUAGAGAUUCCACUCAAUGAAACCGAUCCUAUUUGGAUGCAAAAUAUCAAAAUGAAGUUAGGAUUUUCAGGCGAUGGUAAUGAUGAUUGGCGUGUAGAAAUCGCUGAUUAUGAUAAAUCAGAUUCAGAAUCUGGAAAAAGACUCCGUGCUCUUCAUACAAAGUUUCGUCUUAGACAUGUUGUGACUGGUUGUUAUUUGUUUUCACAUUCCGUGAAAUUGCCCGAUUGGGGAUUUAAUCAACAAGAAGUUACGUGUGUUAAUGGUGGAUCCAAACCUAAUACAAUCUGGUAUAUAGAGUCAAAUUCACACCCAAAAUUGCCAGAAGAUGCAGAAAAAGUAAAUUAUAAAAAAAUUGGGUUUUUUGGAAAAUUUUUUGAAAUUAAUAAAGUAAUGUGGACUACAAAUUCUGGAUUAACCGGUUCACAUCCAUAUGAGUCUCGUCCAAGUUCUUGGGUUUUAUUAGAUCGUGGAAUCAGUUUCUGGGGAAAGGAUCACAGACAUAUUUAUUUAAUUGGGAACCCAAUAGUAUGGUGGAGUUCUUCAUUGGCAUUAUAUUUUUAUAUUGUAGUAGAAACUGUAAUUAUUUUAAGAGCAAAAAGAGGUUAUUCAGAUCAUUUAAACCCGUUGAAAGAAUUUUAUGAAUCUUAUGCAAGUUUCUUUUUCCUUGGAUGGUUUCUUCAUUAUUUUCCAUUUUUUUUAAUGGCUCGUCAAUUAUUCUUACAUCACUAUUUUCCUGCAUUAUAUUUUGCGGUUUUACUGGUUGGUGUUGGGUUUGAUUUUUUAACAAUUCGAUUGAAACCAAAAAAUCGAAUUAUAGUAGCAUCAGUAUUCAUAAUAAUAAGCAUAUAUGCAUUUUCACAAUUAUCACCAUUGGCAUAUGCUGAACCAUGGACAAAAAAUGACUGUUUAAAGGUUAAAAAAUGGGGCAGUAGAUGGGAUUUUGAUUGCAAUCAAUUCCAUGAUUCAUAUGACCAGUAUUACACAAAAGAUUUAACCGUAAUAAACAAUAUUAACAACCAGACAAAUAUUGAUAUAUCAUCUUCGGAUAUAAGCCAUACAUUAUCAUCGGAUCAACAACAAAAACAGGAAAAUGAUAAUAAAGAAAGUUUACAAGAAAUCAAAGAUGAUGUUGGAGAGGUAGGUAAAUCGAUAGAUUUAGUUGAAAAUGAUAAUAAAGAAAAUUUACAAGAAAUUAAAAAUGAUACUGACGGGGUAGAUGAGGCGAUAGAUUUGGCUGAUGUAAUUGACAACGAAGUUCUAAAUAUAUAA